AUGAUCGCGCCUUUCCGAAGGUCCCUUCCUGCGAGUUCCAAGGCGGGAACGCCCUCCUUUGGCUGGCGCGCAGACUCCCCGGGGACCUCAUCAGAGGACGACACCACGGUGAACCUCAUUCGGCUGAGUCUGGCUGCCCUAAUUGUGCUCAUCCUAGGGGCUUUCCUGGUGGAAGCCUGGUGUGGCCGGGGGUCCAGAGCAGUCGCCGCCCUGGCACCGGCGCCGGCGCUCAGGCAGUCCAUCUGGUCGGAGCCGGCUCUGGGCCAACACUGCGCCCCGCCCACCCCCACCCACCCUGCCCCCUUACCAGGGGGUAACGCAGGGCAGGACCUGGAGUCCCAGGCGUCCCGGGCCGUCGCCCCUUGGAGCGUGAAUGGACGGAGCAGCACCCUUGGGCUCCGCCUGGGCUACGGAGACGAGCCGAGGAAUGAGCUGCUUCCUAGGCCCUUCCUCAGCAUCUUGCCCAGCUCGGUGGUUGAACGCGGGAGCAACGUGACCUUGACGUGUCAGUCUCACUUCCAGAAUGUGACAUUCGCCUUAGCAAAGUUGCAGGACCCCAGGUACAAGCAUGAGCAGAGGUCAGCAGGGAACUACACUGAAUUCGUCCUCACUCACCUGCAGCCGAAGGAUGCUGGGACGUACUUUUGUGCCUACAGGACAAUGAGCUCCCAGGAGUGGUCGGAGGAGAGCGGGGGCCUGUGGCUGGAGGUCGCGGAUGACCGCAAAGGACAUGCUGCUCCCUCAGCAAAAUCAGGCACCGGAAUCACCUUUGUCAUCACCUUCAGCUGUCUCUCCAUCUGCCUCCUCUUCCUCUCCGUCGUCUUCAUCUACCGGUACACACAGCAGGGUGAGUCCAGAGAAGAAGGUUUUUUCAAAAGGUGAGG
This is a messenger RNA of Condylura cristata (star-nosed mole), 884 nucleotides long. RefSeq names its product V-set and transmembrane domain containing 1 (gene VSTM1). Lineage: Eukaryota; Metazoa; Chordata; Mammalia; Eulipotyphla; Talpidae. Gene Ontology annotation, cellular component: plasma membrane. The coding region runs from base 1 to 882 and encodes 293 amino acids. The transcript is spliced from 7 exons. The record is from RefSeq and is a predicted model, not a curated record.